CAGAAUCGGUGCACAAUUCCCUUUACAGCUCAGUGACCAUUAAAAUCCUUCUUCCUGCACGAAGGCCCAGAGCUGCAGAGUGGCUUCUCUCCUUGGACCUGCACUGGGCCCUGGAGGGACCAGACAGAGCCUCCUGGGACCAUGGUUGGUCUAAAGCCUUCAGAAGUACCUACCACAACAGCUGUGAAGUUCCUGGGGGCAGGCACGGCGGCCUGUUUUGCUGACCUCCUCACCUUCCCACUGGACACGGCUAAGGUCCGCCUGCAGAUCCAGGGGGAGAACCAAGCGACCCAGGUGGCCCGGACCGUUCAGUACCGUGGUGUGUUGGGCACCAUCCUGACCAUGGUGCGCACUGAGGGGCCCUGCAGCCCCUACAACGGGCUGGUGGCCGGCCUGCAGCGCCAGAUGAGCUUCGCCUCCAUCCGCAUAGGCCUCUAUGACUCCGUCAAGCAGUUCUACACCCCGAAAGGAUCAGACCACUCCAGCAUCGCCACCCGGAUUUUGGCAGGCUGCACCACAGGGGCCAUGGCAGUAGCCUGUGCCCAACCCACGGAUGUGGUGAAGGUCCGAUUUCAGGCCAGCAUUCACCUUGGGCCUGGGAGCAACAGAAAGUACAGGGGGACAAUGGAUGCCUACAGGACCAUCACCAGGGAGGAAGGGCUCAGGGGUCUGUGGAAAGGAACUUUGCCCAACAUCACAAGGAAUGCCAUUGUCAACUGUGCUGAGAUGGUGACCUACGAUAUCAUCAAGGAGAAGCUGCUAGACCAUCACCUGCUCACCGACAACUUCCCCUGCCACUUUGUCUCUGCCUUUGGAGCUGGCUUCUGUGCCACGGUUGUGGCCUCCCCAGUGGAUGUGGUGAAGACCCGGUAUAUGAACUCGCCCCCAGGCCAGUACCGCAGCCCCCUGGACUGUAUGCUCAAGAUGGUGGCCCAGGAGGGGUCCACAGCCUUCUAUAAAGGCUUUACACCUUCCUUUUUGCGGUUGGGAGCCUGGAAUGUGAUGAUGUUCAUAACCUACGAACAGCUGAAACGAGCCUUGAUGAAAGUCCAGAUGCUACGGGAAUCUCCGUUUUGAAUAGGACAGGCCACUUGAGACUUAACUGGAACAAAACCAGUUAAGAAUGGAAUAAAUUAGUGAGUCUAUGCAUACAGGAACACAGACCCACACAUGUUUACAGAACUGUUUACUUGCUGCUGACUCAAGAAACAGAAGUAGAAGAGGAGGAAAGAUUCUGGUCUUCAGUGCGUUGUCUUGAGAACACUUUUGUUUUGCACUGACAAGAUGGAAAAGAAAUUAUAUUAAUUUUUGAAACCCAUUAGGUUGGAUGCCUAACAUUUAGGCAAGACAAAAUAAAACAGAGCCAUUUGGAUAAAAUGGAAGUUUGCAAACUAUGUCCCCUGAAAAAUCUGAUUAGACGAUGAAUUAUGAACAGGAAAGACUGCGAGCAUGAGACAGGAGUGGCUCAUAACUUGGAAAUCAGCUAAGGAGUCUAGAGGGACACAGUCAAAGCAACACAGAGCUGUGGCUACUGCCUUUGAUUAACUAUGGAUCAUCGGCCAUAUGUGUAAUAAGUCUGCUGUGUAGAAUCCAUUUGGAUUCUAGAAAAUUUGAGGGGGAGCACUGCUGGGCCAGUGUGAGGUUGACUCAUAAAUAGUCCCUCAUGACACUGAGAAUCCAGAGGACAGCCUCAGUCUCCUUUCCUGUAAAAUGGGAGUAAUAAUCCCAACGCGGCUACCUCACCAGAGGUAGCAUGAGGAUCAAGUGAGAAGCUGGAAGGGAAAGCGCUUUAUAAAAUCUCUGUACAAAUGUAAAUAUAAGGACAAGGCCAUGGGAAAGAUUUUUGUCUGGACAGUGAGGAAUUGCCAGGGAAGAAGUUUUUCAAAGAUAGUUGUCUAGAGGUGCGACCAAAGGAAUCAGGAGCUCCAGGACCAGGAAUGACAGAGGAUGACGUGCAGCUGUGUGGGAGCCCUACUCCCAUGCAGCCCUCUCCUCCUGGCUGGACUGCGAGGCACCUUGAACAGUGCGGGGCUUUGGAAAAAAGAGGUAAAUGCCAGGCUGAGAGCCUAAAGUAUCAGGACUCAGAAUUUUGGAAAAUUAUUAUGACUCAAUAAAGGAAUUCACACCUUGGGUGUUGGAAUGAGAACAGGCACUUUUCUUCCUUUUCCUUCUUGGACAGAAUUUCCCUUUCUCACUUCAGGCCAGAUCUGGCCCCACACGCCCACACUGCUUUGGGCUCUCUCUCCGCAGGCUGGUUGCUCUGCCUUUUAGGGCUUUAGCUCCUCUAUCUGUAAAAGAGUUAAACCAGAUGACCUCCUUCUAAAUUUAAGACUAGACAUUUUUCAGGUUGAUAAUGGGGACGCAGAAUGCUUGUCUUUUUCUGCUUCUUAGCAGCUGUGUGGCUCUGAUGACAGAACUAGGUUGAAACCUCGCCCCGCACCACCUUACUAGCAGCCCAACCACCAGGAAUCCUUGCACCUCAGUUUUCUACCAGAGAAGUGGGAAUAAUUCCUACCUGGCAAGAAUGUUCAGCACCGUCACCCCUCUUUCUCUGCUCUGACUCCUCUGUACCCUGGGAAAAAGUGAAUAUCUACUCACUUCUCAUCUCAGCACUUUCUUAAGUUUAAAUUAUAAUUUGAGAUCAUCUACAUAUAUA
This is a messenger RNA of Pteropus alecto (black flying fox), 2656 nucleotides long. It is a transcript of the gene UCP3, whose product is annotated as uncoupling protein 3. Gene Ontology annotation, biological process: adaptive thermogenesis; mitochondrial transmembrane transport; response to cold. Gene Ontology annotation, cellular component: mitochondrial membrane. The transcript is spliced from 7 exons. The coding region runs from base 142 to 1077 and encodes 311 amino acids. NCBI's taxonomy places the organism in Eukaryota, Metazoa, Chordata, Mammalia, Chiroptera, Pteropodidae. The record is from RefSeq and is a predicted model, not a curated record. Gene Ontology annotation, molecular function: oxidative phosphorylation uncoupler activity.